AUGUCCAUUAAUCCUGGCUCCUACGAAGCCCUCGCAGCUUGCAGUGGCCUCGUUGAGUCUGCCAGACAUCUAGAAGAUCAUCGGUCGCACCUGGUUGCAGAUGAUGAGUUCGACUUUGUUGCACCUGUCCCCGUCUCGCAAGGCUCGAUGUUUGGAAAUAUCCAGAAGCGCCAUUAUACCUUCGGCUCAAGUGCCUUUGGGCAGCCCCAGCAGCAACAACAGCAGUAUGUUAGCUCGAUGGACCGUACAAAGAAAUCAGCUAACUUGAAAAAGUCGGACCGCACUCAUGGCGCAAACGAAGCCAGUAUCCGCUGCAAGCUCGAACUCCUCCUUGUUUGCGAUCACGAUCUAGUAUCCAUCUUUGAACAAAUCCGCUCGACCCUUGAACAUUCAGUUGGAACGUACAUGGGCGUAUAG
Messenger RNA from Penicillium psychrosexuale, 417 nucleotides. RefSeq lists its product as uncharacterized. The record is from RefSeq and is a predicted model, not a curated record. Bases 1 to 417 code for a protein of 138 amino acids. The transcript is spliced from 3 exons. NCBI's taxonomy places the organism in Eukaryota, Fungi, Ascomycota, Eurotiomycetes, Eurotiales, Aspergillaceae.